UUUUUGAUAGCCGUGCUUUGCUGUCCAACACUGGCAGAAACGCACAUCUCGUAAAUAAAUGCUGAUUUCGACAAAUUAAGGAAUUUUCUGAUCUGAGGUCAAAAUAGAGCCGGUAAACUAAGCAUGGAGGUGUGCGGCAGUGUGGUUACCAACUCCAAGUACGAACUUUUCCGGCUGAAGUGCAUCUACUGCACGAUUGAGAGCGAGCUAAAGGACUGGGAGCUGUUCAUUAUCCAUGUCAGGACGGCCCACUUUUGCGAAGAGGAGGACUCUGGGCUCAGUGAAAUAAAACAUGACCCCAAUGUGGAGAACUCUGCCGUAGAAGCCUCGGAUCCCGCCAUCGCCUUUGGUCCGGAUGACUUAUUCGAGGUGAUCGAAAACACCAAUACAGAGGAUCAAUGGCUGCAAGCUGAUGACAAUGAAAUUCUAUACCUAGAAGACGGCACCACUUGGUCUGAGCCCACUGCCGAUUUCAGUGAAUACAUGCCAGAUUCAUCAGAAGCGCCAACAGGAACUAAAACAGAUAUGGAUGAAUCCUCUCAGAAUCAAAUCCCCAUGAACACAGACGACGAUGAUGUCGACUGCAGUGACUUUUAUAUGUCUGAGGAUGACCUAGUCCCCCGAAAAAGAGCUGGACGACCGCCCAAACGAACGAGACCUGGGCAGGUUUUCAAGUUUAAAGUUUCAUUCACUCGAAGCAAUCCCCGAGUGCUGCAUUUAAUACAUGCCUACAAAGAGCAUCCCUGCCUAUGGAAUCCCUCGGAUGCACACUACAAAGACGAGCCAGCACAGAAUAUGGCCUACGAGUCAAUAAUUAAUCGCAUGGACGACAAGGCCAAUGUGCUCUUAACCGUGGAAGAACUGAAGAAAACACUCGAGCAGCUACACGUCCAGUACACGCUGGCUUUAGAGACAAAACAAAAAGGAAAGCUCGUUGGCCUGGGGGCGCGCUAUUUUGCCAAGUGCGAGUAUCUUAGUGUGGCGCCCAGCAUAACGCCCAAAGAGACUGAGGAGGACGAUGAUUUGAUUGUAAUUAAGCUAAACUUUAAAGAGGAGAACCUGGUCACAAGCUCUUUUAUAGAGACCUAUGCCAACUAUCCCGGACUGUACAACCCUGAGCUAUCUGAAUUUGGAUCGGUUGAGGCGCGCGCACAUGCUUACAAAAAGAUGGCUAAGGAAUUCCAGCCGGUGGUGAAGGCCAACGAGACAGAUGUGUACAUUGCGGUUAACAAGCUGCGCCGCUGGCUAUAUGAUGCCAUGCGUCGUCUCAAGUCCAAAGAGCUGAUCCAAAAGUGCAGCAAGCAGGAGGUGCAGUACCUGCGCAUGUGCAGCUUCCUGCCCCCCAAGGGCUCGGAGACCACGGUGCUCUACUGCGACUACUGCGAGAAGCGCUUCCAUGGCGACUAUAAUCUUCGGGUGCACAUGUUCAAGGCGCACCAGGCGGGCGACCUGCCCUACCUCUGCUCUCUCUGUCCACGGCGCUUCGACCGGCAGGUGGACAUGGACCGGCACAAGCUACGCUCACACUUUGAACGGAAGCUGAGGUGCCAGUACUGCGAAAAGAGCUUCGCCGUGGUUACCGACCUCAAGGUGCACACGCUGAUCCACACGGGCGAGAGGCCUCACGUCUGCGACAUCUGCGGUAAAACUUUCCGGCUCAAGCUGCUCCUGGACCACCACGUUAAUGGUGUCCACCUUAACAUACGGCCCUAUAGCUGCAACAUGUGCAACAAGACCUUUCGCAAAAAGUUUGAGCUGGCCAAUCACAUCAAGGGCCACUUGAAUAUCCGUGAUAAGAAGUGCGAGUAUUGCGACGCCUCAUUCUAUGAUCAUUCUUCGCUCUCCAGACAUCGCCGCAUUCAUAGGAGUUGAGUUGCUUACUCCCUCAAAGCAACCUGCAAUUCGUCUGUUUCUUAUCCUUAGCUUCUGGUUUGAUCAGUAAAAUGUAUCAUUUAUUAUGAUAUACAAUAAAUAAAUAUAACUUAUAUUAUUUAA
Messenger RNA from Drosophila rhopaloa, 1995 nucleotides. Its product is annotated as zinc finger protein 287. The transcript has 4 exons. Gene Ontology annotation, cellular component: nucleus. The record is from RefSeq and is a predicted model, not a curated record. Lineage: Eukaryota; Metazoa; Arthropoda; Insecta; Diptera; Drosophilidae. Bases 124 to 1872 code for a protein of 582 amino acids.